UCACUUUGCUGUCACGCCCGUUAACCGCAAUCUCCUCUGUCACAAAAUUACGACGUCAAAACUGAACAUUUUUUUUUCUUUAAUUCGUGGCGUGAAAAUGUUUAAUUUCACCGAAACGAUAAUCGCGCGCAGAGUUUGGAAAGUGUUUCGGUUCUUGUCGAUGCAACAGCAGACGCCCCCCGAACUGCACCAUUGCACCCUUUACGUGAAAAAAUUCGGUACUGAUAACGAAACGACCGUCCUGAACUACAUUUGUUAUGGGAAACAGAUUUGUUGCGAACGAGCAAACGGAUGUUGUCCUUUGCAUAAGAUCAAUAGUUCUUAUUUUAACUAUUGGUGCUUCUGGUUGAUAAUCCUAGGUGGAAUAUUCAUUUGCUACUUCCUGGUUUGGCUUUGCAAAAAGUUCGGCAAAGAGUAUCAAACUACUCUGGAGCAUAAUGAAGAGAACUGCGAUAACCCCCGUGGCCUAAGAUCGGUUCAGUACGUCCACAGGGUGGAUCGUUUCCUGGAAGAUCUAAUUCAGAACUGCAGGACUCGUUUAGCCAGUCAAAGGCACACAGUAGAAAAUUUGGACGAAGUUAAAGUGGAUAGGCUAGCACCGCCUCCGGAAUAUAAGGAUGCCCUUAAUAUGCCCAAGCCCGAGGCAAAUGAAACAGUACCACAGUCGAGUUCUGAACGGGAUAGCAAUUCGGUUGUAAACGUUAGUGAGAGUGAAGUGGUACCGACCUACGAGGACGCAAUAAAGAAACUUUAGUGUAA
Messenger RNA from Anthonomus grandis grandis, 759 nucleotides. RefSeq lists its product as uncharacterized. The record is from RefSeq and is a predicted model, not a curated record. The transcript has 3 exons. NCBI's taxonomy places the organism in Eukaryota, Metazoa, Arthropoda, Insecta, Coleoptera, Curculionidae. Bases 98 to 754 code for a protein of 218 amino acids.